Galendromus occidentalis (western predatory mite) is the source of this 2381-nucleotide messenger RNA. It is a transcript of the gene Ddx1, whose product is annotated as ATP-dependent RNA helicase Ddx1. Bases 1 to 2184 code for a protein of 727 amino acids. The record is from RefSeq and is a predicted model, not a curated record. Gene Ontology annotation, molecular function: ATP binding; protein binding; nucleic acid binding. The transcript has 2 exons. Lineage: Eukaryota; Metazoa; Arthropoda; Arachnida; Mesostigmata; Phytoseiidae.
AUGACAGCUUUCGAAGAGAUGGGAGUGAUCCCCGAGAUUGCGCGAGCCGUGGAGGAGCAGGAUUGGAAUCUUCCGACAGACGUGCAAGCAGAAGCUGUCCCCCUGAUUCUCGGCGGAGGGGACGUCCUAAUGGCGGCCGAGACCGGAUCUGGGAAAACAGGAGCCUUCUCGCUACCUGUCGUACAAAUCGUCUGGGAGACCAUGAAGGACAGUUUGAGCGGGAAGAGUAAACACACGACGUCGGCGACGAGGUCAAAGCUUCAAAUGAGUGUUCACGAUCGUACACCGCUCCUAGCAGUCAGUCCCGACGGAUUUACUACUCAGAGCCGGGAUCAGAAAGCAUGGCACGGCUGUAGAGCCACCAAAGGCGUGUCCGGCAAAGGCAAAUACUACUUUGAGAGUAAGGUGACCGACGAAGGCUUGUGUCGGGUCGGAUGGAGCACGCAGACAGCCAAUCUCGAUUUGGGCACGGAUAAAUACGGAUACGGCUUCGGAGGUACCGGGAAGAAGUCCUUCAAUAAAAGUUUCGAUGCGUACGGGGAACCUUUCGGGAUUCACGACGUCAUCGGGUGCUAUUUGGACCUCGACGAGUUCACGAUAAAAUGGUCUAAGAACGGCGUCGACUUGGGGAAAGCUUUCUCGAUUGCGACUCAUCUACAGAGGGAAAUAUUCUUCCCGGCGGUUGUUCUGAAGAACGCGGAGAUGUCUUUCAAUUUCGGGAACGUGGAAGCCUUCAAAUACCCGCCAGCAGCGGGCUUCGAAGCCUUUGGCAAGGCGACUUCCCUAAGAGAGAACUCGAACUGCGGAGCUCCGGAGGCGGUGCAUAAAUACGAGCCGCAUGCUCCGCAAGCCAUAAUCCUGGAACCCUCGAGGGAACUCGCCGAGCAGACGCUAAAAUGCUUGGAGAGCUUCGCGAAGUAUCUCAGCGAUCCGCAAGUGAAGUGUUUAUGCGCAACGGGCGGAGCAUCCGCGAACGAGCAGCUCAAAGCUCUCCAAAGCGGCGUCGAUAUCGUCGUGGGAACACCAGGACGACUAGAGGACCUGGUCAGCACCGGGAGACUAUCCUUGAAGCAGUGUAAGUUCCUGGUUCUGGACGAAGCCGACGGACUUCUGAAGGCUGGCCACGACAAUCUCAUCUGGAAGCUCCACAGAGAAACCCCGAAAAUCACGGCCGACGGAAGACGCCUUCAGAUGAUCGUGUGCUCAGCUACACUCCACAAUUUCGAAGUCAAGAAACUCGCAGACCAACUGAUGAACUUCCCGACCUGGGUCGAUUUGAAAGGAGAGGACAGUGUUCCUGACACGGUGCACCAUGUCGCUGUCAUCGUGGACCCGUCGAAAGACAACAGCUGGAGAACCCUCCGGACUCACAUCCAGACCGACGGAGUUCACGCGAGAGAUAAUCUCGCAGGCCCAGAAGGGGCGUCUGAGGCAGUCAAAAUACUCAAGGGGGAAUAUUGCGUCAAAGCCAUCCGAACCCUCAAAAUGGAUCAGGGGAUCAUAUUCUGCCGUACGAAACUCGACUGUGAUAAUUUAGAGCGGUACUUCGAGUCGCUGGGGGGCGGGCCCCGGGGCUCAUCUACUUCUGAUCUCACUUGUGUGUGCCUCCAUGCCGACCGUUCCCCGAAGGAGCGAAGCGCGAACCUUCAGGCCUUUAAAGAGAAACGAGUCCGCUUCAUCAUUUGUACGGAUGUGGCCGCCCGUGGAAUUGAUAUCAAAGGUGUGCCGUACGUGAUAAACGUCACUCUACCCGACGAUAAGGCCAACUACGUUCACAGAAUCGGGCGCGUAGGCCGCGCCGAUCGGAUGGGACUCGCGAUCUCUCUGGUGGCAUCUGCUACAGAAAAAGUUUGGUACCAUUCGAACUGUAAAAACCGUGGGGUGGGUUGCCACAACACGAAUCUAACAGAUCAGAGAGGCUGUUGCAUCUGGUAUCAGGAAAAGCAACUGCUGGGGGAAAUCGAGGAGCACUUGAAGGAUACCAUCAAUCAGGUUGACUCUAGUUUCGACAUCCCCAUUUGCGAGUUCGACGGGAAGGUCACCUACGGUGCGAAACGUCAGAAAACCUCGGCGGGUCUCUACCAAAACCACGUACAGCAGAUGGCUCAGACGGUAGCGGAACUCUCUGAUUUGGAGAAACAGGCUCAGAGUUCCUAUUUAUCUCUCAUGUCCAGCGAGUUCUAGAAAGAUGUUGGACUCGAUCGAUUGAUGCAUGGCAAGGGGAGGAGAACGCAUGAAACUUCUAAUUUAAAUUCGAAAUGCUUUACAUCCGCAACGCGCUUAUGGAUGGAGCUUUGUGGAUGGCGGAGCAACGCCCUCAUAUUUAUUCACUCCCAUUGAGAGAAGAGUUUGAAUAAAGAGCCAAUUUUGGAUCUGCUUCU